Messenger RNA from Medicago truncatula (barrel medic), 1287 nucleotides. Its product is annotated as CDK-activating kinase assembly factor MAT1. The transcript has 7 exons. Lineage: Eukaryota; Viridiplantae; Streptophyta; Magnoliopsida; Fabales; Fabaceae. Gene Ontology annotation, biological process: DNA repair; regulation of transcription by RNA polymerase II. The record is from RefSeq and is a predicted model, not a curated record. Gene Ontology annotation, cellular component: transcription factor TFIIH holo complex. The coding region runs from base 419 to 976 and encodes 185 amino acids.
AAAAAUAAAAAAAAAAACAAUUUUCAUACCCUUUCCUCAUCCACUUAAAAGAAAAAACGAAAUCAGAGUUAUUUUUCUCUUCGCCCGCGACGCCACAACACCACGGCACCACCGUCUUCUCCGCCGUCAAUAGAGCUACCGUUGCUUCCUGAGGGUAUAAAGGUUGAUGAUUCAUGAUCUUGAGACAAUCAUUUUGUCCUUGUGCAGGAGGAGGCUUCGAGGCCUGGUGUUAGAACGUUAUAAUACUUCUUCAAGAAAGUGGUUAUAACAUAGCUGGAGUUCAUCCAUUUGAUACAAACUACAUUACAAGUCUCUAAGAAUGACAUUCCAGUAACUUGGCUGAAGAAAUUCUGAAGGUAUUUUUUUCUUGCUUAAACUUCAGGUGAGAAGUGAGGAAAAGGAACUUAGUGGUAGGAGAAUGGUGAUCUCUAGUACCAAUCCCCACUAUAAGGAGAUAGCCAUCAGGAAGAGAAUCGCUAGCAUAUUCAAUAAACGGGAAGAUGAUUUUCCAUCUUUGAAAGAGUACAAUGAUUACUUGGAGGAAGUAGAGGACAUGACGUUUAACUUGAUUGAAGGAAUAGAUGUAGCUGCUAUUGAAGCUAGGAUUGCUAAAUACCAGGAAGAAAAUUCUGAACAAAUAAUGAUUAAUCGAGCCCGAAAGGCUGAGGAAUUAGCUGCAGCUAUGGCAACAAGCAAGGGACAACCUGCCCAAACUGAUAAUGAUGAUGCAAACCCAAAUUCUCAAGCAGGGUUUGGUGCUGUUCCUCAAGGGCAAUAUGCACCUACAAUUGCAGGAGGACAGCCUAGACCCACAGGCAUGGGACCACAACCUUUACCGCUUGGUGGAGGUGACGCGGGCUACGUAGUUGAGAACGAGGAAACAUUGCGGCGACAAGCAAGGGCUGGAGGAUGGAGUAUAGAAAUAAGCAGGAAGAGGGCACUUGAAGAAGCCUUUGGAAGCAUUUGGAUUUCUUAGAGACACAUUCAUUCUGAUACAUGGGAUGCCUUGGAAGGUGUCACAUGGUCAUUCUGAUACAAAUGGUGUAGAAUGUAAGAUUUGUCACAAUUUUGUUAAGUUAGCACAAAUUUAUAAUGGGAUGCCUUGGUUCAUCUUUCUUUUGGAUUGUUAGUUGUAUUUAUUUGUAAAAUUAUUCCUCAAUUUUCCUUGUUGUAGGUCUAAUCUUGUUUAGUUGAUAUUUGUCAACGCAAACACAACUCAAACUGAGAUUUAUUUGGAGGAAUAGAGACUUUUUGAAGUCUAGGUGAAGAAAAAAUAUUCUAAAACAA